This is a messenger RNA of Macaca mulatta (Rhesus monkey), 507 nucleotides long. It is a transcript of the gene LGALS2, whose product is annotated as galectin 2. The record is from RefSeq and is a predicted model, not a curated record. Lineage: Eukaryota; Metazoa; Chordata; Mammalia; Primates; Cercopithecidae. Gene Ontology annotation, molecular function: carbohydrate binding.
UAAUAUUCUAGGAUACAAGCUUAACCACGAGGUAAGACCCUAAGCACAGGCCUCCAGGAGCCGCUGGGAGCUGCCACCAGGAGCUGUCACCAUGAUGGGGGAACUUGAGGUUAAGAACAUGGACAUGAAGCCGGGGUCAACCCUGAAGAUCACAGGCAGGAUCGCUGAUGGCGCUGAUGGCUUUGUAAUUAACCUGGGCCAGGGGACAGACAAGCUGAACCUGCAUUUCAACCCUCGCUUCAGCGAAUCCACCAUUGUCUGCAACUCACUGGAUGGCAGCAACUGGGGGCAAGAACAACGGGAAGAUCACCUGUGCUUCAGCCCAGGGUCAGAGGUCAAGUUCACGGUGACCUUUGAGAGUGACAAAUUCAAGGUGAAGCUGCCAGAUGGGCAUGAGCUGACCUUUCCCAACAGGCUGGGCCACAGCCACCUGAGCUACCUGAGCGUGAGGGGCGGGUUCAACACGUCCUCUUUCAAGUUAAAAGAAUAAAAGACUAACAACCGAGA